AGAAAAAAGAGUAUAAAAUUUCUAAUUUACUUUUUUUGCAGUAACACACAAAAUGAGAGUGUAGAGUUAACAAUAAAAAACAUAAAAAAAGAUUGGACGAUAAACAUCAAACAAAUUAAACAUGGGUCUAUAUGGAAAAGCAAAAGCAAAAGUCCAAUCAUGGCACAAAAUGGAGAUAGUACCGAAGGAUAUCCGUGGUGUCACCAUGGGAAACAUGAUCAAUAUAACAAUAGCAGAAACUUGCUUGUACAAGAUUAUCAUGCAGGAUGUUAAAGCUGGCACUUUACCUGGGUAUUCAAUGUAUUUGCUUAUACCAGUGGUUUCACUGAUGGAAGCCCUGUUAGCCCCGUUGGUAGCGUGGCUGGGCUAUAGAACAAGGAGGACCACGAUCCUCAUGUGGUCUCUGGGAAUUAUGAUUAUUACUUCCCUCUGGUUGUUUUUGCCUUCGCCGCCACAGAUCCAGGAAACAGAAUUCUGCAACAGCACAAUAAUAAAUCAGGACAUAGAGUUUACACAUCUAUCAUUGAGGACGACUUUCAGAUUGGUGAUAACUGUAGGAAUGGCCAUCUGCUUCGCCUUGACGAGAGUGGCUUUGUGGAGCCAUGUUGUAGCUUAUACUGACGAUAUUGCACCGGAUAGAAUGAGCGUGCAUGUUGGAAUUCUCAUAUGUUCCAGGAUAAUAGUUCUGAUAUUCAAUAACUUAUUAGCGCAAGGUUUAGAUAAGACUAUCCUCAUUACUUUAGGAAUGAUAACUGUUUUUACGAUUGUGAACACCUUGAGGCUGUAUUUUGGAUUACCUAAGGUCACACAGGACACAGGUGAUUUGAAGGUCAUACCGAUGAAUGAUAGAGGCUACUUUAGAAGCUUAAAGAGAGUGUUAGUUAACUUCGUCGCUAUGUCACAAAUGAUAUCCAUGGGGUUGGUAGCAGCUGCUCUCUGGGGCUUCGGUUAUAAUGAAUACGAAAUUAUUAAGACAAACUUCAAUAUUAUGCCAAUAAUUGGAAACAAUGAAAAUUACGUCACAAAAUUCACGAGAUACAUUGUAUUUAUUUUUGCAGUUGUGUACAUGGGAGUAAAGCAAUCAGCUCCGAUAAGGCCAAAAUUCGACAUGACAAAGGCAUUGGCUGUGUCCUUCAAGAUGACGCUCUUUGCGAUAAUCCUAUAUGCAUUUAUUAUCGUAGCCCCGCCUUGUUCUAAGGGACAUGUCGCUGGGCUGGAAAAAGGUCAGGAUUAUGCUAAUCCCCAGUGUAGCUUGUCUUGUGGAUGUGUUCCAAGAUAUAAGGAAUUUUCACCAGUGUGUGUGGUUGAUACCAUGACGACAUAUGUGUCGCCGUGUGAAGCUGGCUGUACAGAACUACAAAGCAUCAAUAACUUACAGGUGUAUACAAACUGUAGUUGUGCCUCAACUGGACACGCGACUCCGGGCGCCUGCAGCGACUAUAACUGUCAAAUUGGAUUUAAUUUACAUGGAGCGCUGUUUAGCUUGAUACUGACGGUGUCUCUGGUGGCGUUCCAAGCUCAUAGCAUGUCUAUCUUGAGGUCAGUGGACCCUCGAGACAAGUCCAUCGCCAUGGGUCUGAUGUGGUCUGUCAUCGCUAUAAUGACUUUCGUGGUCGGAAAUAACGUCUUUUAUGCUAUUGACCUCCACACCUGCAGCUGGUAUACCGGCCAGAGAUGUCAGCUCCAUAGCGACUGGUUCCCGUAUGCCGUUGGAAUUGCUUGCACCAUCUUCACCUUCACAGCCUUGAUUAUCAACGGCACAGUGCGCAGAUAUUUAUAUUUGCGAACGAAACGAGCAUAUGACGUCACAGAUGAACCAAAUGCUUAAUUAUAAUUAUUUAUUUAUUAGUUGUAUAAUCAAUACUCAGAGCUAAUACGUUUGUUUGAACGGGCUAAUCUCAGGAACUACUGGUCCGAUUUGAAUAAUUCUUUCGGUGUUAGAUAGCCCAAUUAUCGAGGAACGUGAUUUAAGACUUGAUAUAGAUUUUUUUUGUCAUGGCUUUAAAGAAAAAAAUAGCGUGCCACAAAGUGAUGAAGAAUAAUUCAUUGUUAUUUAUAUUGUAGUUAAGUAUGUGUCUGUGAUUUUGUAACAAAAUAUUUAAGUUUAUUAUUUUUUGUGUAAUAUUUUUCAUAUUUAAAUCUAAAUAGAGGGAUUGUUAUUUACAAUUUUAUACCAGCAUUAAGUUAAGAAUAAUCUAGUUAAGUAGGUAC
Messenger RNA from Colias croceus (clouded yellow), 2211 nucleotides. RefSeq lists its product as uncharacterized. The record is from RefSeq and is a predicted model, not a curated record. Gene Ontology annotation, biological process: sodium-independent organic anion transport; transmembrane transport. The transcript has 12 exons. NCBI's taxonomy places the organism in Eukaryota, Metazoa, Arthropoda, Insecta, Lepidoptera, Pieridae. The coding region runs from base 122 to 1828 and encodes 568 amino acids. Gene Ontology annotation, cellular component: membrane. Gene Ontology annotation, molecular function: protein binding.